GGAAUACUAAUCUCUCUGAGUGACGGAGGAAAGCAGGCGGACAGGUACAGGGCGCUUAGCCUCGGGACUCACAUCCGCGUCAUCAUCCUCACUCUCUGACGCCCCACAGUCCAUCCCCGCUCUGGGCCACGGGAAAACCGCCGUCUCUUCUCGCCACAUUUCUGACCCGGUCGACACACACGCGGAAACAAAACGCCCACCGUUGCGUCUCUCCGGCUCAUCAUGAGGAAGGGGCUCCAGGGGAGCCAGACCGCUCCUCACACGGGGGAGACGGAAGAGGAGAAGACGGAGGGGAGGCGUCACGGGGAGCCGGGGCCGGGGAGGACGGAGAAGAAGCUAGCAGCGUUCUGGGUGUCCUUAUCCCAGAGGACGUGGAUGUUGUUCAGGCCCCGCGCGGGCGAACGCGCCAGCUGCUUCCAGCGGAGCUCCUCGGCAGCUCGUCUGCUAAAGAGCGAGGCGUGAGGAGUGUGUGUGUGUGUGUGCGUGUGUGUGUGUGUGUGGGUAUUUGGGUCUGUCUGUCAGCGUCAAAAGACACCUCUCAGACUGUCUUAUCUGGAGCCCCCUUAUCUGCCUGUGUGUGUCUGAGAGUGUCUGUUUGUGUGACCUCCACACAACAGUACAAAAGCAGCCAGUACGUUUUAUUUGUUGUGGGGCCAUAGCAACGUUAUCUAAAGACAGAGGGACGAUAGAAAGGGAGAGUGAGAGAUAGGUGAAGGACGAGGUUAACGAGGGAGGCUGGUGAAAUGCCCUCUUCGCCAUAUCUUGGCUCCCACCGGACUCUACAGCACAUGGGGAAAAUGAUAUUCUGCAGCUCACCUGUUCCUCUUACGUCACAUUCAGAAUAUUACAGCAGCAGACUGUCGCCCGGAAGGCUCUGAAACACGCCAGCCUCGGUGGAUCAGUGCUGCCCUCCGCCCUCUUUAGGCGUGGGCCAAAGCCAGGCUUGCCUCCCCUGAAGCAACUUUCAUUCCCUUAACCAAGCAUGGAGGACUGGCGGACAUCGGUGUGAUAAGGGCAGCUGUUGCUCGGUCAAGGCCUCCACUCGUGACUUCCCAGAGGGGCAUGGGAUGAGAUCAUGGUGGUAACCCAUCUGGAGCUGGAGCUGUGCUAUCAGGGGAAGAAACUAAGGGGCUUCACCUGUAGACUGACCCGAUCCCCGAAAGGCUUCCUGCCAGAGAGUGCCUGGCUAAUCGCGGCACAGAUCCUUCUGCCCUACCUGGUGUCCGGCCUGGGCAUGGUGGCCGCUGGCAUAGUCAUGGAUGUGGUGCAACAUUGGGAGGUGUUCAGGGAGAUCACAGAGGUGUUUAUCCUGGUGCCAGCACUGGUUGGACUGAAAGGCAACCUGGAGAUGACACUAGCCUCCAGACUGUCUACAGCAGCCAACAUGGGGCAGAUGGACGACCCGAAGCCGCGUUGGAGGAUGGUGUUCAGUAACCUGGCUCUAAUUCAGGUCCAGGCCACCGUGGUGGGCUGUCUAGCUGCCGUAGCUGCAGUGGGUUUAGGCGCGUUGACCCGGGGUCGCGUGGACCCGGUGCUGGCCGCUGUCCUCUGCGCCAGCAGUGUCACUACGGCCUCUGUGGCGGCCCUCUCCUUGGGCCUGGUGGUGUUUGGGGUAAUAAUUGGCUCCAGGAAAAUGGGCAUCAACCCUGACAACGUGGCAACGCCCAUCGCCGCCAGCCUGGGUGACCUCAUCACCCUCUCUCUCCUGGCCGGCAUCAGCAGCUUCCUCUUCCAGUUCAAAGAGAUCUGGUGGCUGCCUGUUCUGGUGUGUGUCUUCUUCCUGAUUCUCGUCCCGCUGUGUGUGGUCAUUGCCCAGCAAUCUCCACCAAUCAGAGAGGUGCUGAGGUCUGGCUGGCAACCUGUCAUCGUGGCCAUGUCCAUCAGCAGUGUUGGGGGCUUGAUACUGGACAAGACCGUGAGCAACCCCAACUUUGAGGGCAUGGCAGUUUUCACCCCUGUAAUCAAUGGUGUAGGAGGGAACUUGGUGGCCAUCCAGGCCAGCCGCAUCUCCACCUACCUCCACUACUGGAGCGCGCCUGGAACUAUGCCCCCCAAGAUGACUCAGCCCUGGCCUGGCCCCUGCCUGACCUUCUGUUCCUCAGGGGUCAAUUCCAAGUCGGCCAGGGUUCUGGUCUUAAUGGUGGUCCCGGGCCAUCUGCUCUUCCUGUACAUCAUCCACCUUCUGAAGGGAGGCCAUAAUGCCCUUACGCCUGCCUUCGUCUGCCUUUAUCUGUGUGCGGCGCUGCUACAGGUGGUGAUUCUGCUGUACAUGGCUGAACUGAUGGUGUGCUGGAUGUGGCGACGGGGUCUGGACCCAGACAACUAUUCCAUCCCGUAUCUCACAGCUCUGGGGGACCUGCUGGGGACCGGCUUCCUGGCACUGAGCUUCAGGGCUGUCCUGUCGACUGCGACAAAGGGGGACUGAAUGACAGCGGACCUAGCUUGGGACCUACCUGGGCCCCUGACACGUCGGCCUGUUUACAUCCAACGUGGUCUCAUUUAAAUAUGUAAAAGCUGUGGACUUUUGUGGAUGUACACCAAAUGUGGCAUGGUGUUUGUGGUCCAGUUCGCCCAUAAAGUGCUCUGUUCAGGUCACACAGUACUUAAUGCUGGAAUUUAGAGGUUCGAGAGAACCGGAAAAGGUAGAUGAGAUAAAAGGGGAUUAGGGGAAAGAAUUUAAGACAAAAUGGAAAAUUGAGACUUAAGAAAAAGACUGAGGACACAUCUGGGAUUUCAGUCAGCAUGUUAACCGACAAAACGUGUCUAGGGUGAAUGUAGUAAAGAUUCACCAACGAAUCCUGCACAUGUAAUUCCACUUUCAACAGGCACAACCACCAAGCUUGACUUUACACAGUCUCUAUGUACGACAUGAAUGCUAACAAGUGAGUGUCUGUAUACUGUAGCUUGACAGGCUUUGAGCACAAACCACACAGAAGCUAACUCUUAAGAUGUGCUCUUGGUGUCUGGAAAUGCUUUAGUGGUAAAACAGCAAAUGCACUGUAUUGAAGCAAUAACGCCUGUGCUUGUUUGCCUGUCUUGACCUUUAACCCCAAUGCUUGAAAACUUAGCUUGAUGAGAUGUCACAGUCAGUGUACUACUACACCUACUAGGCGUACACAAUAUACUAAGUCCAUUGGCGAUAUAGGGUUUGUAUGGUGAAAUACAGUUGCUGUUUUCAUUUGUGCCUUCAGACUGUUACCAAACUACAGGAAUCAUGCAUUUGAUUUCUUCAAAAUAUUAGUUAUUUCAUUAGCAUUGUUGCUAACUUGGCGCUUAGCCAGCUGCAGAUAGUUUGUUUGAAAAAGUGAAUGUAUAAUGUAUGCAACCCAAGAUGUCCAGUGGAAGUAUAUUACCCACAUUCCUAAAUGAACACACUUUUGUGCAUAUUAUCUUCAAAAUAAAUGGGGCCUUCUAAAAAAAAAAAAAA
Messenger RNA from Esox lucius (northern pike), 3427 nucleotides. Its product is annotated as solute carrier family 41 member 3. Bases 1076 to 2425 code for a protein of 449 amino acids. The record is from RefSeq and is a predicted model, not a curated record. The transcript has 10 exons. Gene Ontology annotation, molecular function: monoatomic cation transmembrane transporter activity. NCBI's taxonomy places the organism in Eukaryota, Metazoa, Chordata, Actinopteri, Esociformes, Esocidae. Gene Ontology annotation, biological process: monoatomic cation transport. Gene Ontology annotation, cellular component: plasma membrane.